Messenger RNA from Dioscorea cayenensis subsp. rotundata (Guinea yam), 1025 nucleotides. RefSeq names its product flavanone 3-dioxygenase 3-like. Lineage: Eukaryota; Viridiplantae; Streptophyta; Magnoliopsida; Dioscoreales; Dioscoreaceae. The coding region runs from base 1 to 1023 and encodes 340 amino acids. The record is from RefSeq and is a predicted model, not a curated record. The transcript has 3 exons.
AUGUCACCUGUCAAGCCUGCAGAACUCGCUUGUCUUCCCACCAUUGAUUUUGCCGGCUUGAACCACCGCCUGGAUUUGAAGUCUAGGUCCAUGACGGUUGAGACUCUUGGAAAAGCAUGCAAGGAGAUGGGCUGUUUCCAGGUUGCCGCACACUACACAAACUGUGGAUUAAAUUUCUUACCUUGUGUAAUAUUCUUUUUGCAGGUCAUCAAUCAUGGCAUAAGUCAGUCAGUGAUGAAGGGUGCCAAGGAAGUAGCUUUGGAUUUCUUUGAAACAUCAACAGACGAGAAAGAUGCAUUGGCAUCAAAUGAUAUAAGGAAGCCAGUAAGAUAUGGUGCUAGCUCCAAGGACAGCAUCAGUGACUCAAGGUGUUUCCUGAAAAAAUAUGCCCAUCCUCUCCAAGAAUGGAUCCCAUUGUGGCCACUCUCCCCACCAGAUUACAGGGAAAAAAUGGGAAAAUAUGCGUUAGAAGUAAGGAGAGUUGCACUGCAACUGAUGGAUGCCAUACUUGAAAGCCUGGGAGUCAGUACAGGAGACCUGAAUGAACAGCUUGAUGAAGGCAUGCAAGUCAUGGCUGUCAACUUUUAUCCCCAGUGUUCAACACCAGAUCUCUCACUCGGAUUGCCUGCUCAUUCUGACUAUGGCUGCAUAACCAUCUUGCUCCAGAGCUGCGAGGGCCUUCAGGUCAUUGGAGGUGAUGGGAAUGCUUGGCAGGAAGUUCCUCAGGUUCCAGAGGCCCUGCAUGUCCACAUAGGUGACUAUAUGGAGGUGUUGAGCAAUGGCCGAUACAAGAGUGUUUUGCACAGGGCUGUUCUCAACCCUGACAAGAAGAGAGUAUCAGUUGCUAGCAUCCAUGGGUUUUCUAUGGACAAAAAGGUUGCUGCUGCCAAAGAAAUGGUGGAUGAGCAACACCCAAAAGGAUACAAAGAAAGUAGCUUCAGAGACUUUCUUGACUACAUUGAGGCCACUGACAUCACUAAGGGAAAAAGCUUCAUAGACAGCCUCAGACUCACCAGCACUUGAAU